AUGGUCGACACAUCCCACUCCUCCUCCGUCCGCGGCACCCUCUCGAACCCAAAGACAAAAGAAGCCAUGAACUCCGAUAAACCCACUCCCCGUCUAGGCGACCACGUUAGUCUGAAACCUGAAAACGACGAUAGCAAGACUUUCCCUUCAAACGACGCUCCCUCCUCUUCUCCCUCCUCUUCUUCCACCUCCACCUCCUCAUCCCCGCCAUCCUCAGAAACCUCCUCCAUCGGCGCACCCACGCCCUCAGCCCCCUACGUCAAAUCCGGUACAUCAGCCGGCGGCGCCGACAAGAAGGCCAUUGGCAACGGCGGGAGUGCAGGUAGCAAGAAAGAGGAAGGAAAGGAGGAUCUGCCGCACAGCAAGAAAGUACGAGGGACGCUUGCGAACGACGAUGGAAACAAGGUGAACAAGACGCAACUUGGUGAUCCGGCGAGUUUGAAGGCGGAGACGAGUGAUACGAAGGAUAUGGGGAGGCAGACGGAGAGGGAGGGAGGGGAUAAGGGGGGGAAGAGUAAAUUGUAG
Alternaria ethzedia is the source of this 525-nucleotide messenger RNA. RefSeq lists its product as uncharacterized. The coding region runs from base 1 to 525 and encodes 174 amino acids. The transcript has a single exon. NCBI's taxonomy places the organism in Eukaryota, Fungi, Ascomycota, Dothideomycetes, Pleosporales, Pleosporaceae. The record is from RefSeq and is a predicted model, not a curated record.